Vanessa atalanta (red admiral) is the source of this 2876-nucleotide messenger RNA. RefSeq names its product juvenile hormone esterase-like (gene jhe1). Lineage: Eukaryota; Metazoa; Arthropoda; Insecta; Lepidoptera; Nymphalidae. The transcript is spliced from 6 exons. The coding region runs from base 14 to 1783 and encodes 589 amino acids. The record is from RefSeq and is a predicted model, not a curated record.
ACGAUCGUCAAGCAUGGCGCGGGUACUGUGGACCGUGUGCGCGUUGCUACUCGUAUCGUACGUGAGGGGUGCGCCUCGGUUACUACGAGACGGUUCAGAUUGCGAGGUGCGCGCGCGCCUGCAGUCUGGGUGGGUGUGUGGCGUACAUCGCGUCGCCAGCAACAGGACACACUUCGCUAGCUUCCUGGGUGUGCCGUACGCAGCACAGCCUCUAGGCGAACGUCGGUUUCGAGAGUUAGAGCCUGUGCAGCCAUGGGACGACUUCUACGAUGCAUCUAACGAAGGACCUAUAUGUCCUCAACACGACGUAUUUUACGGACCCCUGCUGGGCUCUGCCAACAUGAGUGAAGCUUGCAUAUACGCCAACAUCCAUGUACCUUUGGAUGCCCUACCAGGGUACAAGACUCCGAGACCGGCUCAGGAACUUCUGCCUCCUUACGGAGCGGGACUCUCUGAAAAAGAGGAGGAUCCUGGUCUACCUAUCUUAGUCUUCAUUCACGGAGGUGGCUUUGCUUUCGGUUCUGGAGGAACAAGUUUUCAUGGUCCCGAGUAUCUCAUGCAUAAAGACGUCAUCGUCAUCACUUUUAACUACAGGUUAAAUGUCUUCGGCUUCCUCUCGCUGAACUCGUCGCGCGUCCCCGGUAAUAACGGUCUGCGUGAUAUUGUAACCCUGCUGAGAUGGGUUCAGGCCAACGCCCAGUCGUUCGGCGGAGAUCCCAACGACGUGACGCUGGCGGGGCAGAGUGCCGGAGCCAGCUGUGCACACCUACUAUCAAUGUCCAAAGCCGCUGAUGGUUUGUUCCAAAGAUUAAUAUUGAUGAGCGGUACCGGCAUACCCAGCUUCUUUACAACUUCUCCAGCGUAUGCUGAGGUCGUGGCCAAUCUAUUCUUAUCCAACCUCGGCAUCAACGCCACUGACCCAGAGGACAUCCACCGACAGCUGAUAGACACGCCGCUCCAAGAUAUCAUGAAAGCCAAUAAGCAAAUUCAAGAUCAAAUCGGCAUCGUAGCUUUUCUGCCGGUUGUCGAAUCCUCAUUCCCAGGCGUCACCACUAUUUUGGACAACGACCCUGAUGUUUUAAUAUCAAAGGGAUGCGGAAAGAAUAUACCGUUAAUUGUCGGUUUUACGACGGCAGAGUGCGAAGUAUUCCGUCCGAAUUUUGAGAAAAUGGACAUAUUAAGUCGUAUAAAAGAAAAUCCACUCUUAAUUUUAUCGCCGAAUCUAAUUUACAAAGUGCCGAUUAAUGUCGCGUUGGAUUUGGCACAGAGAGUUGAAAAGAGGUAUUUCGAUGGAACACCGACUAUGGACAAAUAUAUUAGGAGUUGCUCUGAUACCUUUUAUGUUUACCCCGCUAUGAAAUUAGCAGAGAGACGAGUUUUAAUGCAAGGAGCUCCGGUGUUCUUGUAUCAAUAUUCUUAUGAGGCGGAUUUCAAUGUGAUGAAGGAGGCCAGAGGACUUUCGUACAAGGGCGCUACCCAUGUAGAAGAUUUGACGUUUGUCUUUCGAGCGAAUGCCAUGGAUGGCGUGAAAGGCUUCUCGCCUCCCACGCGCAAGGAUGAACUUAUGGCAAACUGGAUGACUAUGUUCGUUAAAAACUUUAUGUAUUGCAAUGACCCGACUUGCAAUCAGCGUCCGCUAUCAAACUGGCCGGCAGUCGAGGAGCGGUUGCCCGUCCAGUACCAGAACAUCGACAUGCCCAUGUUCUUUAGGUUCACGGAGCUGACCAAUGAACAGCAAGACAUGGUGCAGUUCUUCGACAGUUUACAGAACAGGACCAGUUAAAUAUGAGACAUUAUUUUGCGGUGUGUUACUUGUGUGCCGUUUGUGAUCGUGUGACUAUUUAUUUUCUAAUUAAGGUCAAGAUUGAACCGUCCACAAUUAUUGGAUUUAACUGUACCUGAAAUAUUACAUUUUUAAAUUAAUUUCUAGAUUCGUAACCUUUUAAUUGUCCUUUCUAGGUUAGUGUAUUCUGUUAUUAUGAUAACAUUUUAGAUUUUGCUUUUACAUUAUGUUUUAUUUACUAAAUUUCGACUAGAACUGAAAUUAUCAAUACAUGAUUAAAGCUAAAUAACUGCAUCUAUUUGAGUAUGGAUUAUGGGUUAUAAUAGAUAGCGUGAUUAUAUAAGAAUAUUUUAUUACCGGAAGACCGAAGUCAUUUCUUCUAUUAAAAAUAACAGUUUUUUUUUAUUUAAUGUUCUUGGUUUGUCUAGUUUUUUUUUUAAUAUGUUUCUAUACAAAUUCAUAAUAACGAUGACUCUACAGUCCGUAUAUUUUUGUAUCUGUCUUGUUGGUGAUUAAACUUAAAAAUUGCAAUGACCAGGUCUAUAUCGAAAUAAAAUUUUUAUUAUAAUGUAUGGCACAAAUAAUAAUUUGAAUAUACUUAUUUUGAUUACUAUGGAAAUUUAGAUCGUGUACUUUUAGUUCUAAUUUAUAUUAAUUAACAUAUGAAUUUGAAAAAUUUGGAAAAUAUAUAAGCAAUCAUCAGCAAUACAAUAUAACUGACGAUUUAAAAAUUAAUUCCAAUACGAAACAUUUAGUUUACUAUUGAGUUUAGCUUUCCAAUAGUUUCAGUCCAGUGUUGUGGACGAGUUGACAUGAACGUAUUACUAAGAUUAAGCAGCUAUAGUUUUAAGAUUUUCAUGGCACUGAUUUUGUUGUAAGUUGUGUGUAAACUGAACUAUUUUGAUACGGCAAAUAAUAUGACUAUUUCUUGGACGAGGGUCUACAACACAGAGCAUAUUUGUGUGCUAUAGCUUGUUGUCCUAUUAAGUUAUUUUACAGAAAGUGUACAGCAUAAUCAGUAACAAUAUUUUAAGUUUAGUUUGUAAACUGUUUUUCACAUAAUGUACUUAAGCUUUGAAUAAAAUAUUAUGUA